Messenger RNA from Sceloporus undulatus (fence lizard), 2760 nucleotides. It is a transcript of the gene SENP2, whose product is annotated as SUMO specific peptidase 2. Gene Ontology annotation, biological process: protein desumoylation. Gene Ontology annotation, molecular function: deSUMOylase activity. The transcript has 17 exons. Gene Ontology annotation, cellular component: nucleus. The record is from RefSeq and is a predicted model, not a curated record. Bases 111 to 1781 code for a protein of 556 amino acids. NCBI's taxonomy places the organism in Eukaryota, Metazoa, Chordata, Lepidosauria, Squamata, Phrynosomatidae.
GCCCGUGGCGGCGGGCCUUUGUUGUGGCGGAGGCCGCCUCUUCCUCCUCCUCCUCCUCCUCCUCCUUCCUUCCCUUCAAUUCCUCUCCUUCUUGCCGGGCGCCGGGGCCUAUGUUCCAAUGGCUGCCCGGGGCGCUGCGCUCCUGGCUGCUCCCUCCGCCCUCGGGCCCUUCUCGGCCCAGGAAGAGACGAAGCAGUAUUCAGUCUAGUCUGGAAAACCUUGAACAGAAGCAAACAAAAAGACAAAAACUUGGUAUUUCUGGUACAUUGAGAAAGGGGAUUGCCAGUUUAAUCACACUACCAUCCCAGUUGGCAGCCAAAUAUCUUCAGACAGAAGACCAGCAUGCAGAAGUCAAAGAUGAGGUUUUUUCAAAUGCUUCAAGUGGUACUUCUUCUGACAGGCAAAUGGAACCUACCUCUGGGAAGCAAAUGUCCAAGUUGGAUAAGAAAACUGGUUGUGGUACCAGUAUGCGUCCAGAUGUAGAAGUAGUAUCUGACUACCACAGAGUUAUGCCCUGUCUGAGGUAUGACUGUAGGUCUGGAAAGAAUAGUAAGAGAAGUCGUAGUUCAUUUCAAGAAGACUUGCUACCAUGGGAGCUUGCUACUUAUCAGCAUAGGUUACAAGAUUCCACUCUAGAUGCUGGACGAUAUCUAAGGAAGCCUUAUUAUACGGUGGAAGAGGGAGUUCAGAAUGAAGAACGAGAGAAAUACAAAAUGCUGCUGGAGCAAGAAAAAGAAAAAGGCUCUAAAAAUAACUCCAGUCCCAUAAUAGCCAAGCACUUAGACGUGCAUAGUUACUCCCAUGGAUCAUUGAGUGGAAUGGAUGUUCCUUCAUUUGAGACACCAAGAAAUGGUGUUAGAAACAUUGGUCUCUUGUGCUCUAACAGAAAUGUAAACAGCUUAGCAACAUCAGACAGAUCUUCAGAACCUGACAAGAUAGUGGUCCAGAAAAAAAAGUGUAAAAUGCAGCCCUUGGCAAAUGAUUUAUCAGAGGAAGUGUCACUUAAGUUAAACCUGGGACAAGAAGGAUCUUCUGACAGAAGGCACUGUGUAGUUCAAGUAGAAGAACAGAAAUGUCUAAGCUUGGACAUGACUACAGAGUACUUUCCAGACCUGACAGAGGAUAUGGAGCAAGAGAUCGCAAAUGUGCUAAGUUAUGGCCAAGAAGAUGAAAUUCUGACAAGUGCCUUCAAGCUGAAUAUUACAAGGGGAGACAUUCAGACUCUAAGAAACCAACAUUGGCUCAACGAUGUGGUUAUUAAUUUCUAUAUGAAUCUUUUAGUGGAAAGAAAUAAAAGACAUGGAUUUCCAGUUCUUUAUGCUUUCAGUACUUUCUUCUACCCUAAGUUAAAUACUGCAGGCUAUAAUGCUGUAAGAAGAUGGACCAAAGAAGUGGACUUAUUCCAACAUGAUAUGAUUUUGGUGCCAAUUCAUAUAAGGGUACAUUGGGCAUUAGUGGUUAUAGAUAUGAGGAGGGAGACCAUCAAAUAUUUUGAUUCAAUGGGUCAAAAUGGCCACAAGAUCUGUAUGAAAUUGCUGCAAUAUUUGCAGGAUGAAAGCAAAGCCAAGAGAAAUGUGGACAUUAAUGCUUCAUCGUGGGCACUUUAUAGUAUGAAACCACAUGAAAUUCCACAGCAGUUGAAUGGCAGCGACUGUGGAAUGUUUGCUUGUAAAUAUGCAGAUUUUAUCUCCAGGGAUAAACCCAUUGUAUUUACACAGUGUCACAUGCCUUAUUAUCGCAAAAGGAUGAUAUGGGAGAUACUUCAUCAGCAGCUACUAUGACACAAGUUCUCAGGCCUACAAUGUACAUGCACAUAUCAUCUGGUGAUGAAAUAAGUUAUGUUAGCUGUCUUGUAUCUUUCUCAUAACAAGAUUCAAAGGACUCUCUUGUCUGGAUAUCAUUGCAGACAAUAAAGCAUGCUUGAGAGCAUGUACUUAACUUGAACCCUUUUUCUCUAAAGGGCUAAGCAUGGGUUAAGACAGAAAUUCAGCUGAGUGAGUGUAUGCUCAGAUUGGUGAAAAACUAUCAAGGAACAUUGAAUGAACAUUGUUUGACCUUAGUGAUGUGAAAAGCCAUGUAUUACCAUCUUCGCAUGUUGGGUUGGUUCCUAGUGUAGUUGUGAUUUGAGUAGACACACUGAAGUCAGUAGGGCUUGGAUUAAUCAUGACUAACAUGUUCCACUGAUUUUAAGGAGUCAGAGACAUGGCCAAGUCUGGAUUCAACCCAUUGGCUUUGGUUGGUCAACAUGCUUUGGCCAUAUUGUUUCCUGGGUUCUUCCAGGACAUCUGCUCUGGGCAAACUGUGGGCAGGAAAACUCAGAAGUUGAGCAGGACAUUGGCAAGCAAGGCAGAAAAAGUGUAUGAACCUGUGGUGUGUUUAUAAUCCUCUAGUCUAAGCCAAGACCUCUUCUAUUGUAAGAUGGAAACUUUUUUCGUAAUUGGAUUUGUAAUGAUUUUGAAAGAUGGAAACUCCAUUUUGAUUUGCAACAAAUCCAUACGUAAAAGCCCUAGAUAGGGUUAUUCUUAAUUUAAAAGUAUUAUAAUUUUAUAUGAGACUAUUUAUUUGUAUUGUAUUUAAAUAGACAUGUUGAAAUUCUGAAAUACUUUCAUGAACUAAAAAUAGAAAUAAAUAUUUAUCCAGUAAUCCUGUUUUAAAUUAAUGUGAACAGUACUGUUGCUUUUGUUCAGAAAAAGGUGGCAUAACAAAAGUUAGUGGAGUAAAAUUAAUCAGCAAAUGGGUGAAAUAAAAUAUUUUUUCCUA